AUGCAGAAAAGCUUAUGGAACGAUAUGAAAGCGCUACUCGACGAAUUUGUGAAAUAUAUGCACGAUGAGGACCUAGACGCCCUUGCAGCCAAUUGUUUAAACCAGGGUUACAAGCGUCCGACCGGGGGCACAGGAACGGCCAUAGCUAACGUGGGCGACAGGAUUAUGUGCAGACUCAUGUCACGAGCAUUAUUUUUCAUGAAUGGGUGGGGUAGACAGUCUACGAAGGGGGCAAAUACAGACCCUAAGAAUGCACAGUUGAAGGAACAUAUAAGGUGCGCAAUAGUAAAUAUAUUCAUGUACAUAUUGAACGAAUCUCCAUGCAAAAGUGCAAUGGGUGUAUAUUAUGCAUGGUACACAAUGAAAGAGAUGGAGCCAGAGCUAGGGGGUGGUUUAAUAACCACAGGUAAAUGUGAACAGGCACAGUUUCAAAACAUAAAAAGCGAGGAAUUCGACAUGGAGCAAAUGAUUAAGAACUGGUUACAGACCAACAAGACGUUGACUGAAAAAUUUAAAGGUCCAGAAGUACAACGCAUAUGUACGAAAGGGAUACACGAACUUGGGGGGGCCACACCCAGUAAACAGGGAGCUAAUGCACAAAUUGAGAUGACGGAUGCGGAAAAGUCAGUUAUAGAGAAAUUAGGCAAGGGGAUGAAGAUACUGGUUGAGGGGGUAAAGAAGGCGGUAGAGAAAUGCGAGCGGGAAGAUGGGAAAUGCAUGGAGUCUAUCCAACCGGUCUCCCGUAGCACUCGAGGGAAUGCCGACAGUAAGGCCAGAGUAGGGAACUCUGUCGACAGCGGUACACCAGCGCUAUCUGGUAACGUAGGUGGCAAAGAACCGGCCAAACCCGCCACGACGAUUACUGAGCCGGCAACACCGCAGGCACCGGCAGCGAACAGCAAGGACAAGGACCAGGUGGCCGGAUCAUCCGCAGAUACUAACACACAGAAGCCUGCGGCAGCCGCAGGAUCACAGGGGACCGGACAGGCAACACCAUCCUCCUCAACACCACAAGCAUCUGGGCCCGGAUCACCAGUAGGAAGGGUAGAUGAAUCCGCCACAGACAACGAGCCACCUAAGGCAGCGCCUCCGCCAUCACCGUCACCAUCAGUACCACCAUCAGCACCUGCACAGGACAACACGGGAGGAAAAGGGGGACCAGAUCAAUCGACAGAACAAACACCCGGGAACACAGCAACUACACAGGGUGUCAGUCCUAAACCGAGCACUGAAACUUCAGGUAAGGAAGAUCGGACCAGUACGAAUAGUAACGGUCCACAUGAUGAUGAUAAACCCGUCAACGUUAUUGCAAUAGGGGCAACGCGCCAAAUAGAGGUAGUCACUGGCAGUACAUCCUCCUACCAGACUCCUACCACUGAAGAUAUUGAGCAGCUUGAGAGGAGAUACAAAGAUUAUAAUUCUCCUGUCCCUGAGCCAGGUACAGAGAAGUAUAAGAAUAAUGAUCCUCCCGCCGGCGAUGCCGUCGCCGCUGGUAGCGGCAAUGAUGACCCCCCUCCUCUGAAUCCACCCAAACCAAAACCGAACCCGAACCCAGAUCGAUCGGGCAGUAGUGGCAGUUUCAGUGAUGCCGAUUUGGCGGCUGGAGUUUCUGGUGGGGAAACAAAGGCAGGUGCGAGUGGUCAAAAGGAUGGUGCACCAGGUGCUGCCGUUGGUGCUAUUAAUGGUGGUGUUAGUGGUGCAGGGGCUGCUCCUACCCCUGACAUCCCUUCCGUUCCGCCCGGCCUCACAUGGGAAGAUAUCAAGCCCUACACCCCCGCGAUCAUUCCAGCGGUUGUUGGUAUUGGCAUCAUUGCGUGCUUCCUCUGGAAGGUAAGCACAAAACCACACGCAACGCACAAUCACGCACAAAUAUAA
This is a messenger RNA of Plasmodium fragile, 1875 nucleotides long. RefSeq lists its product as uncharacterized. Lineage: Eukaryota; Apicomplexa; Aconoidasida; Haemosporida; Plasmodiidae. The coding region runs from base 1 to 1875 and encodes 624 amino acids. The transcript has 3 exons. The record is from RefSeq and is a predicted model, not a curated record.